AUUUAAAUCAGCUUUACAAUCACCAUGGCACUAUCAUUACACGCGGAAUUCAAUCUCAGCACCUCUCAGUUUCCAGAACCAACACACACGCUUUUUGUUGACGAUGUUCAAGGUGUAUCAUCCCAAUCUGAUAUUGUUGAUUGUGUCAUUAGGCGGGUUGAUGCUCGGGCUUGAAACCACAGCUAUGGCGGUGUUCAUAGGCGAGGAGGAGUUCAAGUUUUACUUUGACUAUCCUUCUCCUCUAUGGCAAGGUAUUAUAGCGGGAUCGUCGCCGGCAGCGGCUUUUGCUGGCUGUUGGCUAGCAGGUGUGUUAUCUGAUGCGUUUGGCCGUGUCUCCACUAUCCAGAUCGCCUCAUUUGCUUGGGUGGUUGGUAGCGUAGUUUCUGUUUUCGUCGUGGAUAUCGGAACCCUUAUCGCUGGAAGAAGUAUCAAGGGCAUCGCCGUUGGUAUUCUUUCUGCAUCUAUUGUAGUCUAUGUCAUGGAGCUUUUGCCGGCAAAUAAACGGGGUCUAGGCACAUCUACACUUCAGUGGUGCUUGACGUGGGGUAUAAUGAUAAUGUUUUACCUCUCAUAUUUGUGCUUGAACCUUGAAGAAGAUGGUUCCUUCAGAGUAGCAUGGGCAGUGGAAGGGUUACCAGGAUUGAUGCUUCUAUUCUUGGGGUUCAUAUUACCUGAGUCCCCGAAGUGGUAUGCCUCGAAGGGGAAAUGGCUGCUAGCGACACAAACAAUGGACAGCUUAAAGCUUGCGUGGUCAACCAAGGAUGAAAUACCGGAUCAGGUCAUACACGCUAACCUGUCUCUGAACAAUUUGAACAACAUCGAAGGCGUGCUUAACCAAUUUGAGAAUCACCUGAAGAAGUGUUCAUACAGAGAUUUAUUGGGUCAUUCUCUAAGGUAUCAUCUCAUAGCUGGAAUAACCACACAGUGCGUCGUUCAGUUGAGUGGUAUAGGUGUCUUGAUGUACUACUUAGUCUUCAUCUGUGAGAUGAUUGGCUUACAAGGUGAUAGUAAGAUUCUUUCAGCCUCUGUCCAGUAUGUGAUCAAUGUGAUAUUCACAAUCAUCCCAAUCUUGUGGCUUGAUAAGAUGAGACGGAAGGAUGUCCUUGUUUAUGGCGCUGUAUCUCUUGGACUGUGUAACUUGGUCAUUGGUGUAAUAAUGGGAUCCUUUGGACAUGCUGUUUUACCCGUGGAUGGUAAUGAGAGCAUUGUAUGGGAGAUCAAAGGCACACCAGGAUCAAUAUGCCUCGCCUUUUGUUUUCUCUUUGUUGCAAUAUUUGCAUCGAGUUUGUCGUGCGCAGCUUGGCUAUAUACCAAUGAGAUCCUACCAUCAAAGGCCAAGGUUAAAGGUUCAGCCAUCUGUAUGAGUUUUUCAUGGUCCCUCAACUUUUUGUUGACUUUCUUAGCACCCUUAUUGUUGAGCACCAUCAAAUGGGGAACGUUUAUACUCUUUGGUGCAUUUUGCAUCUGUGGAGCUCUGUUUAUGGGCUUUUACCUCCCGGAGACGUAUGGCUUAGACGAAACACUGAUUGAGAACGUGUUUGAUACAGCUUACGAGGUUGAAUUCGAAGAUAUUGAGCUAAAAGACCGGACUAAGACACUGGUGAGUGCAACGCCGUCACACCAUGAGACAUCAUCAAAGAAGAGAACGUCACCAGCCAAGCCAUCCCCAACACAUGGAAUUGACUCACCAGUUAAGAGUGACCAUUCAAACGAACCCAAGAGGGCAUCUCCCUCUCUGAGCAACGAACAGAGAACUGGGUACCUUCAGAGCCUUGACGGCCCAUCAAAAGUGCUGAGUGACCCGCAUACUCCGUUGUCUUCACCGCCAAUGACCUCAGCUCUGACUGAGAGGGGGGCACAGGUGCAGGGAUCAACCCCGAGUGGCUAUUACAACUUGGGAUCUGCGAACUCGCUGAUUCUUAACGACUACGAGACCUCUGCUUACUAUAGUUGAAAUGCAUCUUCACUGUUUCAACCGUUGUAGUUGGCGUUUCCCAAUCGGGAAGUCCGGUCAGAGUUGUAUCCUCGGAAAUGAGCCAAUCCCGUCCCGCUGGAUUUGUGUGGAUUCCUGUGGAUUUAACGGGUCUCUGCGCUUUUACCCGUUCCAGUACUUUUGUUCCAACAUUGGAGAUCUAACUACUAUCGCAAUGAGUAAAGCCAACGAGAACAACGAUCUUUUAGACAUCGACAACGUAAGUAGACUCAUCUGGCUUGUUGUUUUGUGCAAUUCCUCCUUUUCAAUGGUGCUGGAGAACUAACAUUGAUGAAGGACAACUGGCUUGAAGAUGACACCAAUCUCUCAACAACGCCAAAGGCGAUGACUGCUCAGG
Williopsis jadinii is the source of this 2330-nucleotide messenger RNA. RefSeq lists its product as uncharacterized. Gene Ontology annotation, biological process: carbohydrate transport; transmembrane transport. Bases 104 to 1954 code for a protein of 616 amino acids. Lineage: Eukaryota; Fungi; Ascomycota; Saccharomycetes; Phaffomycetales; Wickerhamomycetaceae. The record is from RefSeq and is a predicted model, not a curated record. Gene Ontology annotation, cellular component: membrane. The transcript is spliced from 2 exons. Gene Ontology annotation, molecular function: carbohydrate:proton symporter activity.